Molecule: messenger RNA, 3085 nt
Organism: Drosophila novamexicana
Lineage: Eukaryota; Metazoa; Arthropoda; Insecta; Diptera; Drosophilidae
Exons: 2
Coding region: 665-2050 (461 amino acids)
Source: RefSeq, a predicted model, not a curated record
GCGUGCGGCGCGUCACUUGGCAAAUAUUUCGUAAUUCCCAUAAAGGUUUUUUAAUUAAAAUUAAGGAAUUGUAAACGAACAACAAAAUAAAAAUAUUAAAAAAAAAACACUAUAUCAUCAAUAAAAUCUACAUCAAACGACAAAGAAACAUACAAAAUAAAAAUUUUAAAAACAUAAAUAGUCUCAAACAGAAAUUGUUAACGCAGUGAGAGCAGCGCGCCAAAGAGAGUGCUUCAGAGAGAGCCACAAAAAAAUUUGAGAGAGACACAAAUUGUGUUGAUAAAAAAUGUGUGUCAAAAUAUCAUAAACAUGCGAAGAUGAAGCAACGCCAAGAGACGCCAAAUAAUAAUAAUAAUAAAAAUAAUAAUGCGCGAUGAUAAGCAAAUGAUAAUGACGAACACGCUGCACGUGUAGAUAACGUAGAUUUUGUUUUUUUUUUUUUUUGUUUCCUAAUCCUAUUGAUCUAUACAAGGUAGGGAAGAGGACAAUAUGACAAAAGCAAGCGAACAGUAAACAAAACAAACUGCAUGCAAAUUAUAUACAAAGAAUUUUGCACUCAUCACGCAGCUGACGGCGCUGCUGACGUCGACGUUGGCGCUGUCGCUAAGCCAAAACGUAAAUAAGCUAAAAAGCAAAAGCUAAAUAAACAACAUAGACCCGCAAAAUGCACGGCGUCAAGCGUGUGCUGGUGUUUUGCAUUAUGAUUGUGAUACUGCCAGCGAUUUUGAUCAUAAUGCCGCUCUAUAUGCGCAAGACGAUAUUUGCGGAUGUCAUCUAUCCGGUUGCGGAAUCGGAUAUCAUUGAGAUCAGGGAUGGCAUCUCAUCGAUAUUCUGUUCGAAGCACACGCUGCGCAUGAGCAGCAACUUCAAUGCUUUUCAGCUGCGCAAUAAGCCCGAAAUAUCUACGAAUCGCAAGCACAUAAGACUUAAGAAAUCGAUGACUUUGCCGGACGAUACACUAGAAUAUUGGGGCUUCUUUUUGCUCAAGGGAGCGCGUGUGUCCCUCAAGUUCUGCUCACGCUACAAUGGCGCUCGCAUACUGGUGAUCAAGGGCAAACGGGAGCUGAAGCUGUGCGGCUUGACGGAUCACAAUAAGAACAAGCAGGGCGCCAACUACGCACAGGGUCACGAACAGGUCAAGGUAUUCUUCGAGGAUGUGGUGGAAAUAACCGAAGAGAAAGUGCCAGCCGAUGGCCUGCAGGAGCAUGAGAAUCAUGGCGGCGAAGAUCUCAGCGAGGAUCUGGCGACAGUCAAUGUCAGCACAACGCCGUCGCCCGCCAAGCGUCUAAGGAAAAAGCUCAAAAAGGGCACGCCCCAUCAGGCGUCCAAGUCCAUGGAGUUAGUGGAAGGAGCCGUACUCAACGAGAGCAAUACGCCAGUAUUGCCAGCCAAUCGACAGAGGCGUCACAUAGAUCAGGUGCAGGAGCAGCAAGAGGAACAGGAACAGGAGCUGCGAAAAAAGGAAGUUUUCGAUCAGCUGUACAAGCGCAAGGAGAGGCAGAAGCGUGAAAAUGUUUACGACCGGAAGUACAGUCACGGCGGCAAUGCUGUAAACUUUACGGAAACCGACGAAUCGAACUCCAUAUCGAGCUUUGAGACUGGCCUCUUCGACUGCUUCAAUGGCGCCAUAUUGCUGGCCGAGGGCUUUCCACCGAAGCCGGCGUGCAUGAAUGCGCACUUUCUGGAAAAAGGCAAGCACGACACGGUGAAGCAUAAUAUCACCGAGGAUGGCUACUACUACUAUAUAUUCUACAGUGACAACGAUCUGGUCCGCAACGAUAUACACGCCAUAUUCGAUAUAUAUAAGCCAACAUUUCAGUACUCGAACUUAAGUGAAUCGCGCGGCUGUCUGAACAGCACCGAUUGCAGUUUCAACAUUGGUUUCCUCUCCGAUGAAAUUGUCGUUGUCGAGGUGCCCACACGUGAUGGCAUUGAGCACGAGGAGGAUGAUAUUACAAAUCUGAUCUCGACAUGUCAUCCGCGCAGCGAGAUUUAUGCACUGUUUCCCAUAACCGUGCUGGUGCUCAUAUUGUGCUGCUCAUUCCUCUAGGAUUUGAUCACAGUUUUGUACUCUAGGAAUUUUGUGAUAUUCUCCUAUUGAGAUAAUCGAGUGAUAUACGCGGCCAUGAUUGACCAUAUGGCAGGCCCAGAAGUAAAACAUUUUCGUAUGCCCAUUAACAUGCAUGAAAUGUACCACAGUCUGAAUCCAUGUGUAACCAAAACAAAUCAACUGAAUAUGUAUAAAAGGAGAUACUAUAUAAUUUUGUAGGCCAGCAUCUAAGUCUAAGACUCAAGCAUUUAGGUUAGAAAAACGACAAAAGAACUAUGUAAAAUUGCUUAAGAAAAAAUAACAUAAAUAUAUAUUUAAAUAUUUGUACAAAUAGAUAGUGCUAUAUUAAUCUUAAGUUAAAUAUAGUUUUGUAACCUAGUGUAACUCUUACAUAAGAAAAUCAUAAUAUAGUUCUAGACAUCAUUUAAAUUUGAUUGAGAUCAUUUUUUUGUAGCCCAAACAACGAUUAAACUUGACCAAGAUUAAAUAUAACUAUUUUAUUUUUAGGUUUUUACCCUCUACAAUUUGAUUGCAUUAAAAAUACUCGUCGGAAAGCUGAAAGUUAUUUUUUGAAAAAUAUUUCCUACUAUCUAAGAAUUUGUAUAACAUUUUGAUUCAUUGACUAAACAAAGCAAGAAGCGAACAAAAAAAAAAACGAAAUAACAAUUUGUUUUGGCCCAUACAAUAUUUGUGUUUAUUUUAGUUAUUUUAUAUCAAUUCACACGCAAACUAUUUCGCUUGCAGCGUGACUCUUGAUUUUACUUAGUACCAUUCAACAAGAAUAAUGUAAAUACAUGCCACGACACACACGGAUGUACACAUAAGUAUAUUAGGGAGCCUAUCUGUAUACUUGAUAAAAUAAAUAAUACGAAAGCUAUAUAUUGUCAUCAAAAAUAAAUUAAUUCACUCUGUAGAUGUGUACGUACGAUACAUGUUUAUUAUUGUUGAAAGUGUAAUAUAGACAUGUUUAUAAGAUUAGCAAAUAGAAAUACAUAUAUAAUGUAUGUAUCUCACACGUACACACGCAAGUGCCUU